AUGGGCGGCCGCGGGGCUCCCCUGUGCGCGGCGCGAUCUGGGGUGGCCGAGGGUGGUCCGACGCGCGAGCCGCUGCCGCUUCUGGAGGUGCCCCCAGUCAAGAGGCUGCCCAGCGGGCCUGAUCAGGACCCAUGUGCCCGCCGCCCUGCACCCGAGGGCGCCGGGGCCAGCGCCGAACUGGGCCAGUCGACUGGGGGAGGCGGCUGGUGUCGCCACUGCCACACGAAGCUUGCAGAGCUCAAGCGGCAGGCGUGGAAGCUGGUCAGCGGGCCGGGGACACCCCUGCGGGACCCUCACCUCUCAGCCCUGCUCCUGGAGAAGCUGCCGGGGCCCGGGCCCCUGCCGGCCUGCUGCCCCGAGGCUGAACGCCGCUGUGACGUCUGCACCACACAGCUGAACCAGCUGACCAAGGAGGCUCUACAGCUGCUCCGGACACCCUCCCGGCGAGAGGACUCUGAUGACCCACGGGGGGCUCCUGCCCACAUGACCAGCCUGAGGGAUGCACAAGGGUCUACAGGCCCCACGAGGAAGCAGGGGGCCUGGGCUGGGCCAGACAGGAAGAAGGGGCCAGCAUGGCCGCCUGGGCCCAGCGUCCAGGUGUCCGUGUCCCCUGCUGGCCCUGGGGGAGCGCUGAGCACUGUCACCAUCCAGGCCCAGCAGUGCUUGGAGGGCAUGUGGAGUGUCAACAGCUUCCUCCCGCCCACGUGCCUGGCGGAGGCGGCAGUGGCUGCAGUGGCCGUAGCGGAGACGGUCAGGGAUGCCCCCCCUGCAGCAGGCCCGGAUAGCGUGUCCCAGGUGUGGGGCCUCGGGGAAGCGUGCACCACGGCUCUGGUCACCCCGGCCCCCACGGUGGCGGGCUCCUCCGGGCCAUCUGCUGCAGCCUCCUUCUUCAUCAGGGCUGCCCAGAAGCUCAGCUUGGCCUCCAAGCGCCGGAAGCCCCCACCCCCGCGGGCCCCAGCCUCCCGCGCUGCCUCUGCCUACCCCACUGACUUCAGCGGUGUCCUGCAGCUGUGGCCGCCCCCAGCACCACCCUGCCUGCUCAGGGCCGCCAAGGCCAAGGAUACCCUCAGCAGCUUCGGAAAGGUAAAAGUCAUGUUGCGCAUCUGGCCCUCUCAGCGCGCCCAGCGCUCGGCCGAGUCCAUGUCCUUCCUGAAGGUGGACCAGAGGAAGAAGCAGGUGACCCUCUAUGACCCGGCUGCGGGCCCUCCUGGCAGUGCUGGCCCCCGGCGCGCAGCCACCACUGUGGUGCCCAGACUGUUUGCCUUCGAUGCUGUCUUUCCUCAGGACUCGGAGCAGGCAGAAGUCUGCUCGGGAACCGUGGCUGACGUGCUGCAGGCUGUGGUCAGCGGAGCCGACGGCUGCAUUUUCUCCUUUGGCCACACGAGCCUUGGCAAGUCGUACACCAUGAUCGGCAAGGACAGCUCCCCGCAGAGCCUGGGCGUGGUACCCUGUGCCAUCUCCUGGCUCUUCAAGCUCAUCCAGGAACGCAGGGAGCGCACGGGCACCCGCUUCUCUGUGCGCGUCUCGGCUGUGGAGGUUUGUGGGCGAGACCAGAAUCUGCGUGACCUGCUGGCCGACCUGGCCUCUGACAGUCCUCAAGACACGCAGUCCCCUGGCGUGUACCUGCAGGAGGAUUCCGUCUGUGGGGCACAGCUGCAGAACCAGAGCGAGCUGCGGGCACCCACGGCUGAAAGGGCGGCUUUCUACCUGGACGCUGCCCUGGCUGCACGCAGCUCUAGCCGGCCGGGCUGCAGUGAGGACGUCCGACGCAGUUCACACCUGCUCUUCACGCUGCACCUCUACCAGUACAGCAUGCUCAAAUGCGGCCGCGGUGGAAUGUCGGGGGGCCGCAGCCGCCUGCACCUCAUCGACCUGGGCAGCUGUGACCCAGUGGUGUCCAGUCGGAGCGGGGAAGCUGCUGGGGGCCCCCUGUGCCUGUCCUUGUCGGCCCUGGGCAGUGUCAUCCUGGCUCUGGUCAACGGAGCUAAGCACGUGCCUUAUAGGGACCAUAGGUUGACCAUGCUACUGCGUGAAUCCUUGACCACCACCAACUGUCGGACAACCAUGAUUGCGCAUGUCUCAGAUGCGCCGGCUCACCAUGCUGAGACACUCAGUACCGUGCAGCUGGCUGCCCGCAUCCACCGCCUGCGCAGGAAGAAGGCCAAGUAUGCGUCCAGCUCAUCAGGUGGGGAGAGCUCCUGCGAGGAAGGCCGCUCCCGCCGCUCCCCUGCACUGCGGCCCUGCACACCUCACACCUCAGCCCUGGACCCCGAGCGCCGGAGGCCCAGUGACCCUGAUUACUCAUCUAGCAGCGAUCAGUCCUGUGACACGGUCAUCUAUGUGGGACCUGGUGGGACAGCGUUGUCCGAUCGAGAGCUCACUGACAAUGAGGGGCCGCCUGACUUCGUGCCCAUCAUCCCCGCACUGGACCGUCGCCGGACGGCCGUGGGGCCGCGGGACGCCGACUGUGACCACUUCCGCUGUAGCACCUUUGCCGAGCUGCAGGAGCGCCUGGAGGUCAUGGGCAGUGAGGGCCCCAGUCCUGCCUGCAGGAAGCUUCCGGGCCCUGAGCUGGCGUCUCCUAGAAAGGUUGCAGGCGCCCCGCUCGCCAGGCCUCCAGGUGGCCCUGGGCCAGAACCUCCUGGGGACACCUCUGAGCCCUCUACAUUGGGAGCGAAGGGUCAUCUGAGAGAGGACAGUGGUCCCGGUCCUGGGAUGCCUGGCCCGUCCCCUCUUCCACCAUGGCCAGAAGAAGCCAGGGGAGAGGGCACCGGCACAGGGGUGCAGACGCCCCCUCCUGGCUGCCCUCUCCAGCUAGCUCGAGGCCGCUGCCUGGACAGCGGCCUGCUGACCGCCACUGUGACCUUGCAGCAGCCGCUAGAGCUCAACGGGGAGGACGAGCUGGUGUUCACAGUGGUGGAGGACCUGCCGCUGGAUGGCCUCGCCGGCCCCCGGCCCGCCAGCCUGGCCAGCUUCGGCAGCGACUGCUCCCUGCAGGCCCUGGCCUCGGGCUCCAGGCCUGUGAGCAUCAUUAGUAGCAUCAACGAUGAGUUCGAUGCCUACACCUCUCAGGCUACCGACAGUGGAGCGCCCCUGGGCGAAGCCGUGUGGGCGGGCAGCGGCCGCGGCUCCUCGGUCAGUUCCUGGCUCAGUGAGGUCAGCGUCUGCUCAGCCGGCAGCUGGGGCUCCACGCCACAGCCCCCCUUCCCAGCCAGCUCCCACCCUCUCAACCCAGAGCUGCUGGCGGGGCCUGGGUCUCCGGGCCCCCUAUCCCUGGAGGGUUCCCCAGGAGCGGCCAGCUUUGAGCUCCCGGAGCACAGCGUGUUACACGGUCCUGCCUGGGGCCCUCAGCCAGGGGAGCUGCCCCCCGCAGUCUCCUCGAGGUCAAGCAGGGAGCCCCGGGUAGAGUCUCCCCGGAGACCCCCCACUACACAGACCAUCCACUCGAGUCUUCCGCGCAAAGCCAGAACUACCUCUGCUGGCCGAGAAGGUGGUCCACAGCCGGGCCAGAGCCCCCCACGACCCCAGAACUUGCUGGAGGACCCCUGGCUGCUGCGAGCAGAUGAGGCCUCUACCUCGACUGUGGGAGCCCCCUGCUCCCCUGAACCCCAAGCAUGCACCCAGAGAGUGGUGGAUGGCUGUGAGGUGGCUGUCAGGGCAACUGGGAGGCCCGAGGCAUGGAUUCCGCCCCUGCGGAGGGGUGCCACCAUUCUGGGUGUGACCACACCCUCCACGUCCUUUGGAGACAUGCUGGUCGAGGCCUUGGCCCCUUGUGGCAGCUUGAAGAGCAAGAAGAACCCGACCCCCAAGAGCAGCCCCAUCCUCCGGCCUGGAGGCAUGGUGCCCCCCGCCCCGCCUGUGCGCAAGUCCAGCCUGGAGCCCAAGAACAGCCCAGCCCCUGCCCUACCUGUGGGCCUCUCUCGGGCUGCUGUGGCCACUGUCACCCGAGGGGAAGAGGAGGCCAGGCCAGGUGGCCGAGGGGAUCACCCAGCCCCCAGGGCCACCUCCAGCCUGAAGGUGCGGGCUGGGAAGACUGAGCCCACGCACCGACCCGCCGUAGCUGCCUCCCUCGAGCGGCCUGAGGCCCUGACCCCCUUUGGCCGAGCCAGGGAGGCACCUGGCCGGCCUGGCCGAGCUGUGCCCAAGCUGGGGGUGCCAUCUGCUAGUUCCACGCCGGGGCCCUUGCCUGCCUGCAGAAGCAGCCCCAGCAAAGGACUUGGGGCCCCUAAACCCCCAGUCCCUGGGGGCAAAGGCCGCAGCCUAGGGUCUGGCGGGGGGAGGACCCUGAGCAGCUCAGUGAGGUCACUUACCCCCGUGCCAAUGGCCAGGACCCCCAGCGGCCCCGUGGUGGGCCCCAGGACGGCCUCCCGGGCAGUGCCCUGCUCUGGGGCCAAGGCAGGCCGGGGCACAGUCAUGGGCACCAAGCAGGCUUUGCGUGCCGCCCACAGCCGUGUCCACGAGCUGGCAGCUGGUGGCAUCCCCGGUCACGGCGGCCCCUCGUGGGCCACAGUGGACUCGGACAGUGGCAACGACAGCGGGGUGCACGUGCCAGUGGGCCCUGCACUGCCCUCGCCCUACAGCAAGGUGACGGCGCCACGGAGGCCCCAGCGCUACAGCAGCGGGCACGGCAGUGACAACAGCAGUGUGCUGAGUGGGGAGCUCCCGCCCGCCAUGGGCCGCACGGCCCUCUUCUACCACAGUGGAGGCAGCAGCGGCUACGAGAGCGUGAUCCGGGACAGCGAGGCCACGGCCAGCACCUCCUCCGCCCCCGACUCCAUGAGUGAGAGCGGGGCUGCCUCCCCGGGCGCCCGCUCCCGGAGCCUCAGGUCCCCCAAGAAGAGGGCUGCGGGUCUGCAGCGACGGCGGCUGAUCCCAGCUCCUCUGCCGGACACUGCCGUCCUGGGCCGCAAGCCCGGUGUCCCAGGGCAGUGGGUGGACCUGCCUCCCCCUUUGGCCAGCGUGCUCAAGGAGCCCUUUGAGAUUAAGGUGUAUGAGAUCGACGACGUGCAGCGACUGCAACGACGCAGGGCAGCUGUGCGGGAGGACCCUGAGGGCCUGGCGAACAUGGGUGCCCGAUUGCGGCUGGCGGAGCACAGGCUGCAGAGGCUGGGGGAGGUGCGGGCGCGGCGGGAUCAGCUGUGCCAGGAGCUGGCGGAGACCCAAGGCCGGCUGAUGGUGGAGCCUGGACGCUGGCUGGAGCAGUUUGAAGUAGACCCACAGCUGGAGCCUGAGUCACCAGAGUACCUGGCAGCGAUGGAGCGGGCCACGGCUGAGCUGGAGCGCUGCGUCAGCCUGUGCAAGGCCCACGUCAUGAUGGUCACCUGCUUCGAUGUCAGCACCACUUCUGCCGCUGCCCAGGGGCCCAGGGAGGUGGACGUCUGA
Messenger RNA from Elephantulus edwardii (Cape elephant shrew), 5382 nucleotides. It is a transcript of the gene KIF26A, whose product is annotated as kinesin family member 26A. Bases 1 to 5382 code for a protein of 1793 amino acids. The transcript is spliced from 15 exons. Gene Ontology annotation, biological process: microtubule-based movement. Gene Ontology annotation, molecular function: microtubule binding; microtubule motor activity; ATP binding. The record is from RefSeq and is a predicted model, not a curated record. NCBI's taxonomy places the organism in Eukaryota, Metazoa, Chordata, Mammalia, Macroscelidea, Macroscelididae.